UGCAUAAGUGACAGCACAAGAGGCAGGCUGGUUUAAUCGGUGAGUAUGGCAAACAACAUAGUAGUCGUCCAACCAUCAAUGGGAGCACCUCCAUCCGCACCCACAAUCCAAACCUGGAGCACAGGCCUCUGUGAUUGCUGUGAUGACAUGAGUGCUUGUUGCUAUGGAUUCUGGUGUUUUCCUUGCUUUGCCUGCAGCACCUCAGCAAGUUUUGGAGAGAACGUAUGUCUCCCCUUAUGUGAUAUUUUGAGCCCUGCCAUCACAGCAUACUGCGGGCUUCCUUUUUGUGCGCCUCCCGCACUCCUGUCUCUCAGGGUUGCCGUUCGACACAGAUACGGACUCCAGGGCACUAUCUGUAAUGACAUCCUGACAUCCUGUUUCUGUGAGCUCUGCGCCUGGUGCCAAAUAGCCCGUGAGAUAAAAAUUCGCAAGAAAACCCCAGCUAUUUCCAACAUGCAACAUCAAUCUCACAAUGUUUUGAUCAACAUGUAAAUUUUGGAGUGUAGCACUGCUAAGUCCUGUGGCUUAUAACAUCAAAACAAUGGUGCCCUGACGAAUGACCUGUGACUAUGCAUCAGAAACUGCACAGGUGAUUAGGGCUCAUUUUUAAUCCGACUGUUUGAACUGAAAUACUGGAGUUUGGUAUUGGGCAUAUAAAUGUUUUUUUAGCCAGAUUUUUUUUGUAAUAGUGAAAAUUUGCAGGUACCUAUCUGUACAAAAUAAAACUCUUGUGCAA
Messenger RNA from Lampris incognitus (smalleye Pacific opah), 736 nucleotides. Its product is annotated as placenta-specific gene 8 protein-like. The coding region runs from base 46 to 492 and encodes 148 amino acids. Lineage: Eukaryota; Metazoa; Chordata; Actinopteri; Lampriformes; Lampridae. The record is from RefSeq and is a predicted model, not a curated record. The transcript is spliced from 4 exons.